Messenger RNA from Amphibalanus amphitrite, 2247 nucleotides. RefSeq names its product charged multivesicular body protein 2a-like. NCBI's taxonomy places the organism in Eukaryota, Metazoa, Arthropoda, Thecostraca, Balanomorpha, Balanidae. Gene Ontology annotation, biological process: late endosome to vacuole transport; protein transport; endosome transport via multivesicular body sorting pathway. Gene Ontology annotation, cellular component: multivesicular body; ESCRT III complex. The transcript has 5 exons. The record is from RefSeq and is a predicted model, not a curated record. The coding region runs from base 107 to 763 and encodes 218 amino acids.
UUGGAUAAUAUUGUGAAUCAUCCAAGAGAGGGACAUUUGCUGUUAUUAUUAUUGUGUUGGGUUCUUAAUUUCUUAUAUUUUUGUUUUUCGAAGAACAGCUGUCAUCAUGGAGUGGCUGUUCGGCAAGCGUGUCACGCCGGAGGAGAUGCUGCGGAAGAACCAGCGGGCACUCAACCGGGCCGUCCGCGACCUCGACCGCGAGCGCGCCCGCAUGGAGCAGCAGGAGAAGAAGGUGAUCGCCGACAUCAAGAAGCUCGCCAAGGACGGACAAAUGGAUGCCGUGAAGGUGAUGGCCAAGGACCUGGUGCGGACCCGUCGGACCGUCCGCAAGUUCAUGCUGAUGAAGGCCAACAUCCAGGCGGUCAGUCUGAAGAUCACCACGCUCAAGUCGCAGAACUCGAUGGCGCAGGCCAUGAAGGGCGUCACCAAGGCCAUGUCGACGAUGAACAGGCAGUUACGGCUGCCCGAGAUCCAAAAGAUAAUGAUGGAGUUUGAGAAGCAGAGCGAGAUCAUGGACAUGAAGGAGGAGAUGAUGGAUGACGCCAUCGAUGACGCUCUGGGUGAUGACGAGGAUGAGGAGGAGAGCGAGGCGGUGGUGAACCAGGUGCUGGACGAGCUCGGUAUCGAGCUGGCUGGAAAGCUGACCGACCUGCCGACCGCCACCGGCUCGCUGAACCCGGCCGCGGGAGCUGCCGCCAAGACGCCCGUGCUGGACGCCGACGCCGACCUGGCCGCCCGGCUCGACAGUCUGAGGCGUCAAUGAGCGGGGAGAGAGCGAGGGAUGUGACGUGGUGGGGAGAGAGGGUGGGAGGAACGGACGGUGUUCGGAGAGAUGUGCUGCCGGUAUGUAGGUAGGGAGGAUGGAGGACAGGGAAGGAAGAGGGCCGGUUUGGGUCCUGGAGUGUUCCCGGCCGCCGGCGGACUGGUAAAAAGUAUGGCUGGGAUAGAGAGGGCCGGUUCCGGCGGAUGUAGGUGGCGCUAGAGGGCUACCCGAGGCGCCCGGGUGGUCUUUGAUCCGUUGCACCGUUUUGAGGCUCUUCCGUGCCGUCCAUACCGGCGUCAGGGGCUCCCACCUUCCCCGAGCUCCGGUUUGCCGCGUGUUGGAGAAGACCGACACAGAGCCAUCGGCGUGUGUGACUACUGGACUGCAGGAGCGUCGUCAGCGGCCUGAAAUAGUAGCUCGUCGUCGCUCACUCGUUACUGGACAGGUGCAGAGCUAAGAAGCAGAGAUACCGUUGGAUGCCGUAUGAUCGCUGUGCACUGGCGUGCGGCGGCAACACAGCGAUAUAGCUCGACAGACGGGAGAUCUGGAAGACUCGCAGAAAGCUACUUCUCUAUUACUAUGAUAACCCUGGCCCCAGCUGGCUGUUUGUUGAGCUCCGCUUCCGUAUAUAGGACGCAGAGUUGCUAGCGAGCCAAGUCCGAUGCUGCUGUGGUAGACCCGGGGUGCGCUAUAAAUGGACUCUUGUUUCGUAGCUUCUAACAUUGAAUGGGGAUGAGUGUAUGUGUGUUCAUUUUAUGUCGCCUAGUCUGUGACAUGUGACUCGACCUGUUCGUGGCAUCGGGAUAGGAGAGCGCGUUGGCAGAGUAAAUGGAGAUUUUAAAGUGAUGCUGACUUCGGUACUCAGCUGAACUGUUACCUUCCACCAUAUUUUCCGACAUGUUUUCGAACGACCAUGCUCGUUUUCUCACUCUAAUUUCGUCGUGCCUCUGAUAACUGCCAUUCCUUCAACUCGACCAAUAUUUAAAAAAUUCUGGCGAUGUUACCUCUUUCGUUCGAAUCCCGGAUAGCGAAUUAUAUUUAUUCUGCGAAUCGCCGUUCGGCUUUAGCACGUCAUCACAGACAUGUGUGUGCGAAUUCGGUCGUGCCUUGUAGUCGCGCUUACUUUUCUGAAAGCGGCUGUGGAGUGUGGACUGAUAAUGACGGUUAGUGUAUGCUGAGUGGUGUGAUAACGAUACUUGCUUAAAUUGUUUCGUCGAUAACUUUGGUGAUUUGCGACUUUUGUGCGCUAGUAUUUUUUGCUCUGUAGGCAUCCGGUUUUCUAGCCCUUGCAGCUGAUGAUUUGCGAAGGGCUCAUUGACUAGGCACUAGGCAGGCCUCUUUAACUACCGCGUUUGCGCUAGUAUGCAUAUUAAAAUAAGUACCAGAAGAACUCCUGUUUUCUUUAUCACACCUUGGUUUUACGUAUGCAGGUCCAUCAAAAUAUGUUGUUGUCGGUCGCCAAUAAAUACAUGUUUAUUUUACCC